Laccaria bicolor S238N-H82 is the source of this 954-nucleotide messenger RNA. RefSeq lists its product as uncharacterized. The record is from RefSeq and is a predicted model, not a curated record. The transcript has 6 exons. NCBI's taxonomy places the organism in Eukaryota, Fungi, Basidiomycota, Agaricomycetes, Agaricales, Hydnangiaceae. Bases 1 to 954 code for a protein of 317 amino acids.
AUGGUUCUUGAUUGGGAGGAAGAUCCGAGCAAGCCGAACCCUUACGUUUCGCUCAUCACUCAUGCAUCCCAAAAUGACAUCAAGAAUCAGCUUUUGGAAGAGGAGAAGAAAGAGCUUGCGGCCGGUGUCCCACACGUCCAUUCAACUGGACCAACCGCAUUCAUCUCAAUGGGUUUGUUGAUUGAGGAAAAUCAACGGCGCAUCGCAUGGGAUGCGAGGGGACCCGAGGCACUGAUGGUACAUCGAGACAAUGAACUACAACAACGGCGGCUGGUGCUGAUGCAUCAGCUAAAACAGUUCCAUAACUUGCAAGAUGUUUACACCCCUGCAGCCGCCGUCAUGCUUGCUCAAGCAGAGGAAGCUCAGCAGCACCUUCCUGCACCAGCAGCUGUGGCUUCCCUCUGCCCUUCUGGUCAAUCAUCGCAUUCACAACUGCCGGGCAGGUUUGGUCAACAUCGAAACAAGGCUACGGCAAGCACAAUGCCUGGAUGCACUAGAGAAGAUUCGGACUCUUCAACGAGAAACAUUCGAGGUCAAAACCCAAAUACGCGAGCCACAGACACGAUUAGCCAUAUUGAGGACAAGUGCAAGGCACUCGCUGUCAAAUACCAUGCGACACGUCAGGCACUGCUUGAGCUGAUCGGUCCAGGCGAUUGGGAAAGGGAGUUGAAGGAGCUGAAUGAUGGAGACCUAACGACACCUGACGGCACUGAAAUUAGCAUAGAGAUUCCGAACGAUGAGAUUGGACCAGAUGGCUGCCUUUUGUCGAAAAAACGUUUGAACGAUGGUUUGAAUGAGGUGCGACAGGCUGGUAUCCAGCGUGAUAUUCACGCGCGAUUCACUCACCUCUGGGACCAGCCUCUGGUACCCUUUACGCGUGAUGAGGACAGUGGUGAGGGAAGCGCGACGGUCCUCGAUCCGGCCGUCGAGGCAUUCUUCGAGGACGAUGAUUAG